Impatiens glandulifera is the source of this 726-nucleotide messenger RNA. RefSeq lists its product as uncharacterized. The record is from RefSeq and is a predicted model, not a curated record. The transcript is spliced from 5 exons. Lineage: Eukaryota; Viridiplantae; Streptophyta; Magnoliopsida; Ericales; Balsaminaceae. The coding region runs from base 1 to 726 and encodes 241 amino acids.
AUGACUUCCAAUAUGAGUAUGAAGCUCAUUUUUCAUAAAGAAAGAAACAAAGUUUUGUAUGCAGAAGUAGGAAAGGAUGUCCUGAAUUUCCUUUUCUACAUUCUUACUGUACUAGUCACCACAAUCACAAAGAUUUUCUCCAACUACAAGAAGGGUAUGGUUGGAUGUUUAUUUAACUUCUACAAGUGUUUUGAGAAUCUCAACAACAUCUACAUUCAACCGGAUAAGAAGAAAGACGAAAUCUUGAAUCCCAGUCCUUCCUUUCUACAGGAAUGUUUGUUGUUGCCAAACCCUAUACAAACUGGUACAUAUGUCAAUGUCAAUUUAUACAAAUGUUCGGAUUGUGAGAAUGCGAAAUAUUCUGGAGAAAAUGAACCGGGUUUGGUAGCAUACUUUGUGAUGGAUGAUUUGGAGAUCAAACCAAUGUCUACAAUUUCAAGUAUUUCAUUGUUGAGCCAGUUCAAUGUUAAGGAUGUAGGUGAUCUACAAGAAAUGGUGGUUGUUUUGGGCAUAAAUGAGGGAUUCAAGAUACUUGAAGCUUCUAUAAAAGGGAAAGAAGUGCUCACCAGUUUAUGCCAAAUUGGGGAUGAAUCUCCCCACUACUCUAAGCGGUACAACAUUUUUCUGAUGGACCCCUUGAGCUAUUUCAUGUUACUUGGUCUCCGCAUAUUGCGGAUGACAGCCACUUUGGAUGGAUCUGGUCGAUUCCAUGCCUGUGGACUCUAG